Physcomitrium patens is the source of this 2081-nucleotide messenger RNA. RefSeq lists its product as uncharacterized. The record is from RefSeq and is a predicted model, not a curated record. NCBI's taxonomy places the organism in Eukaryota, Viridiplantae, Streptophyta, Bryopsida, Funariales, Funariaceae.
GCGGUUAAAGUCAUUGCGAAGGAUCUCGGAACAUGAACUCUUUCCAGUAGUGAUGUCAAUCGGGUUACUUGCCUGUCUAGUCUUCGCAGUAGAGGACCUUUCAAGGUCAAGCACCGGUCCGACCAUCUUUACUCUGUAGACUGCAUUGCACACGCACUUCUGUUCCAAGCGGGUGCAAUUCUGUGUAUGAUUUUGAUCUGUAAAAUUUUUUUAGGGUGGAGUUUGAAAGCUCCAAUGUGACUGUAAUUGUAACCCUUCAAUUGAGAGUUAGGGUAUGCAGUACCGAAGAUAGCCAAUUCAAUGAGAAAGACUUUGGAAAGCUCUUUGAAUUGGGUUUUGGGUUUGUUGGCAGUGAAAGGUAGGAUUCGGAGUCUCUAAUUGGAUAAUUACUUCGCGGGAGGCUGUGGAAGGGUUUUGGGUUUGUGGGGAUCAAGGGGAGUGCGUAACAUGGAUGGCGGUGGAAGGUGCCAACAGAGUGAAUUAGGGCGUUUUGGCACUGACCGGGAAUGCAAGUGCGCAUUUUGUACUGAAAGGCAGCUUGAGAGCCAGUUUGGUGAGUGUUCCAGGUGUGCUUUGGGAUCGAAUCGACAACCGUCCUCCUCUCCGGCCGCAUCAGCUGUAAGUAGGCUUCAACACCAUGCAGGAGCUAAUUCAGUCAGUGUCAUGACAAAUUCGCCGUCCGGUGAAGGCGGUCGGUCUACUAUGGCAUGUACUUCUAUCAAGGGCAAUCAAAUAGAUGUAGCCCCAAAGGCGUCGUCAAUACAUUGCAGGAGUCUUCUGAGUUUGUGUGUGGGGUAUAUUGGCGAACAUCUGGAGGACUUGAUUGAUGACAUAGACGACAUUGCCCCCGCCUUCCCUUUUCAUGUGAAGGGUAAAUUGCUAGCGAUUGCCCGAAGAAGGAACCUGCUAUGUGAUGAGCUCCUCACUGCUUUGGCAGACAUUUCUUGGGAAAUUCUUGACGUGUCAGGUUCAGAUGUGACGGACUCUAGUUUAAUUGCGGCAGCGCAAACGUGUCCAAGAUUGCAAGACGUCGACAUAAGUCGAUGCAAUAAGCUGACCUGCGCUGCUGUUCGUGCUUUAGUCGAGCAUUGUCCUAAUCUAAGAACUUUGCGAUACGGUGGCACGCCUAUGUCCGAUGCUGCUGCUAGAAAAUCAAUCAGCUACAUAGUGCCAAAACUAAAUCGUAAUGAGGAGGAAGAUAGCUGGGAAGUGCUAGAGACCAAGGCUGUUGCCGAAGGCGCACAGACAUUGAGAUGGCUAGUUUGGCCCGGUAUCGACCCCAUUUCAAUGGAGCGUUUGAAGUCUGAAUGUCCUCGGAUUGUUAUCAAUCCAGUUUUCUCUUGGAAGUCUUACGGUAUAAUUCCACCAGCAGCGCUACGUGACGCGGUGUUAGACGAAUCUUUCCUCGAGGACAUCGACCCGAAAACGUGGGCAAAUAAAUCAAAGACUCCACCAAGAUCAGAAAAAGUCCCACCUCGCGCCACUGACGAAGUCAAGAACGAGCUCUCAGUAGCAGAAAAGUUUCGGCUGGCGUUUGUUGCGAGAGACGAGCGUUUGGCUCCCAAGAGAGCCAAGAAUGCGAGGCAGAACCAAAGACGUGCAGAGAAAGCUUGGUUGAACUCAGACACGGAGGCCAAGUCCAUUGUGUGGGCAGGCAUUGCCCAGAAGUCUCUCAAAAAGCUCGGAUUGUGACCCACUUAUCAGUUCCUGCUCUUGUAUGUAAUUUUUGGAGCAAUUUUGCACACUUUCUAGCAAGGUGCCCAAUUGAUUCACUUGGUCGCUUUGUUAAAUCAUCCUGGCUUUGUCACCGUGGCUAUGCGGUUCAUUUUACUGUAUUUCACCUCUCCAGUCUCAGAAUAAUGUGCCCUUAAAAGAGGAACCAAUUGCCCUGGAAUUAUCAGCAGUGAUCUCAUUUUGAGAUGUGUGUAUCGAAUGAGGAAAAUAGAGAAGGAUGAACAUAGUACCUCGCCAUUUUCGUACCUUUUUUUGCUGAUUAGAAGAAACCGGGUUUGAUACAACUGGAUAACUAAAAUGAGUUCCCUCUUCAGUUCAAACUAACUGAUAGCUUUUUUGAGGUUUUA